UGUCACUGGCAUUUUAAAGUUGCCGCUGAUGGUGAAGGAUGUGAUAGGCUGAGAGGCUGAAACUGGGGAAGAAAGAAGCUGCUCUCAGUCAGUACAGCCGUGCCGCUGGAGAGCUCUCUCGUCGACCGUAGGCUCCAGCUAGAAAAAGACGUGACACCUAACGUUUUUCUUUUUUUAAUUUUUAUUUAUUAAUAUCUCGUCGUAUCGUCACCUCAGAACAAGAUGUAACUUGUUGACAUCACCUCAAGUAUAUUCAUGUAUUUGAAAAGAGCCGGGAGCGAGUGCGCAGAGACUAGAAGCCGAGCUGUUUUGGCGAAUGGAACUUAUUGUUGUGCAUUUGUUUUGACUAUGUUAUCCCCGAGUGAGUUUGGCUUCAGCCCGUCUCUGUCCGUCGUCGACCCUUGAUUUUUUUUGUGGGGGGGGGGAUUUAUAUCCGAAUAGUUUGAGGGGGAAACACCGAAGGAGGAUUCUGCAAAGCCAGCGAGCUUUGCCUACAGAGCCGGGGAUUUAAAUCGUCAUUCGGUGGUGCUCCGGGAGAGGCGAGAGUCAAAGAAAGAAAUUCAUGUGGCCAUUCUCUCUAUAGCCAAACAUUUUUUUGGGGGGAUUGCAUAAUGAGCAAGGAAAGACCUAAGAGGAAUAUCAUUCAGAAGAAAUAUGAUGAUAGUGAUGGGAUCCCGUGGUCGGAGGAGCGGGUUAUGCGAAAGGUGCUUUACCUCUCCCUAAAGGAGUUUAGGAGUGCACAGAAACGGCAGCUGGAUGACGGAACCACAAACUCCAAUGGUUCCCUAGCCAAUGGGCAGCUGAACGGCUCGGGGUCAAAGGGCAGCCACAAAGAAGAUGGGUCCUUGCGCUCUCAGGGCCUGGAUGGCAGCAAGUACGGCGAGGACGGUCCUGUAAAGAAAAGGCCUCGGCUCCAAGCCCAGAGGAAGUUUGCCCAGUCGCAGCCGAACUCGCCCAGCACCACGCCCGUCAAGGUGGCCGACACGAGCAACCUGACCACCGGACUGGCCACCGUGCCCUCGUCAUCCCUCUCGUCGCUCUCUUCUUCGUCCCUGUCCUCUUCCAUUCAGGACUUGUCCAGGCGCAAGCCCAAGACGGAGGAUUUCCUCACCUUCCUCUGCCUCAGAGGUUCAUCGGCCCUGCCCAGCAACAUGGCCUACUUCGGAAGCUCCCAGGAGGAAGAGGACCUGGAGGAGGAGGAAGACGAGGAGGAGGAGGAGGUGAGGAACGGAGGCGGUGUCCACUCUCACGGUGCGGGAAGCAGCAGCCAAGUGUCGGCCUCCUCGUCCUGCCACUCGACACCCCGCAAGGGCAAGCUCCCCGCCAGGCAGCCACUCAACGGGCACGUGUUCAACAGCCACGGUAAAGCAGGGACCAGGGAGAGUCCGAGGCCCAAGGCGGGAAGUCACGGCAGGGACGCGCCUGCCCCGCCACUGCCGCCUCCUCCGCCUCCACCCCCGCCCCUCCUGAGGGAGCGCAGUGAGCGGGCGGAGGCGCGGGAGCAUGUGAGGGAGCAGCAGGCCUUGGCCAGCGGUCGGGGUUCAGCCAACGGGCUGCCACCGAGGAGAGCUGCUGAGGAGCUACGCAAACAGGUCUCUAAAGUGAAUGGGCUGACGCGGGCGGGCUCGGCACAAGCUGUUGGUGGUGCCAAAAAGAGCCGCGACUUCCGACUGCCGUCCAAAACUGUGAAGAAGUACACAGCCACCGUGUCCAAGGGCCACGUCACCUACACCAAAGCCAAACAGAAAGAACUGGGCAAGAAAACCAAACUCAGCAGCAGCAACAAACACAACAGCGCCGCCUCGGCAACAUCGUCAGCGAACAAUCACAAUCAGCACAGCCAGCCAGCAGCCAGCAAUGGGCUGGCCAACUCAGGAAAAGCAGCGGCACCAGCCCACCACAGCAAUGCAAAAACCCGCAAACAGGUGCUACUAUCCAAUGGGCUGCACAAUGUGGCUGCCGGCGUCCGCCUCAACGGCAGGCUAAAUGGACAGCGGCACAACACCCUGGUCAAGGAGGAUGGACAGAGACAGUGCCAGCGCCAGCAGGGCCAGGGGGAGUGCCCAGGUCGAGAGGGACUGCGUAACUCCAAGCGGCGUCUGGAGGUGGUGCUCAACUCAGUGGGGACGGGGGUUGUUGAACAGAAAGCCAAAACCACUGGCAACGAGGCCAAGAAGGCCAAGCUUCAACCCACGCCUCUGGAGACACGCAGCAGCAGCAAGAAGGUAGCCAAUCAAGAGAAAGCUGCCAUACAAACCACCACCCCUACCACUCCAAUUUCUAAUGGACAUGAAUCAGAAACACCACCCUCUCCUAAACAAACUUCUCCUGCUACCCCAGUUCCACCUCCCACCCCCCCUCCUCAACAAACUCCCUCUACACCAGCAGCCAAUGCGGAGCCGGUGAACCAGCGACCCAAGCGGGCAUCGGCCGGCAAGCUGAUGUUGAUUCGACAAGCACAGCAGCAGCAGAGCAGGUCUCAUGGUCGGAGCUCCUCCUCUUCCUCCCCUUCAUCAGGCCAGAAUCACCCACAGAACCCCAGUCGUGCCAGCACUACCUCAGACCCCCAACAAACCUCUGUGUCCUCCUCCACCACCUCCUCUCUGCUUACUUCCACCAACAACCCUGGACAGCUGAAACCAGCGGCAUUGCGGCCUGCCGACCGCGACAAGGACUGGGAGCGUGAGAAAGAGAUGACACGCCAGAAGGAACGCGAGCAGGAGAAGGAGUGGGAGCGCCAGCGGAGCAGGCCAGAGGGCUGGGCAGCGCUGGGUGAAGCCCCCGUCUUCCGGCCAGCGCCGCGGGAGUUCCUGGACCCCCUGAUAUAUUUGGACGCGGUGAGGGAACAGGCCGAGGCAGCUGGCAUGUGCCGAGUGGUGCCGCCACCAGACUGGCGGCCGGAGUGCAAGCUGAGCGAGGAGAUGCGUUUUGUUACACAGGUCCAGAGGGUCCACAUGCUGGGCCGGCGCUGGGGCCCCAAUGUGCAGCGGCUGGCCUGCAUCCGCAAGCACCUCAAAUCUCAGGGCAUUACCAUGGAUGAGCCACCUGUCAUUGGUGGCUGUGAAGUGGACCUGUCACGUUUUUUCCAGCUCAUCAAUGACAUGGGUGGCAUGCAGCAGGUGAUGGACCUGAAGAAGUGGACCAAGCUGGCCGAUCUUCUGCGCAUCCCUAAGUCAGCGCAGGACCGGCUGGCCAAGCUGCAGGAGGCUUACCUCCAGUACAUCCUCUCCUAUGACUCGCUCAGCGCAGAGGAGCGCAUCCGACUGCUGGCCGAGGUGCUGCAGGAGAAAAAGAACCUGGAGACGCGCCGGGGACCUCUGGAGGGUCUCUCGGACUCCUCUGCGCCUAGUGCGCUUGUGCUGCCGCGCUACGAGCCCAAGAACGGGCUAGUGGGUGGGAUAGUGGGAGGGGCGACAGGGCACCACCGCACCAAUGGAGUGUAUCACCGUCUGAAGGAGCUGGAGGCUCAGGUCAAAGCGGGCCGGCGCAGGCUCUUCGCUCAGGAAAAACAAGGCAAAGAGGACAGGCAGCAUGGGGAGGAGCAGCCGCAGGAGGAGGAGGACAGGGGCGUCCUCAGUGACCAGCACAAAUGUAUUAACAAGGGGAAAUCGGUGUCUUUGACUAACUUCUUCAGGAUAGCCCGGAACACCAUGACCAUGUGCUUUAACAAGGAACCGGGAGCUGCUGAGGUCGAGGAAGAGUACUGGAGGAUCGUGGAGCAGAGAGACUGCCACGUGGCGGUGCAUUGUGGGAAGGUGGACACUAGUACACAUGGCAGUGGUUUCCCCACAGGAAAAUCAGAGCCAUUUUCAAAACAUGGAUGGAACCUCACUGUCCUCCCCAAUAACUCUGGAUCCAUUCUGAGGCAUCUGGGUGCUGUGCCUGGGGUGACCAUUCCCUGGCUUAACAUUGGCAUGGUCUUUUCUACCUCAUGCUGGUCUCGAGACCAAAAUCGCCUUCCAUAUAUUGAUUACUUACACACUGGUGCUGAUUGCAUUUGGUAUUCUGUCCCUGCUGAGGAGAAGGCUAAGCUGGACAAGGUGGUCCAUACACUGCUUCAGGCCAAUGGCACCCCAGGACUAGAAAUGUUGGAGAAGAACAUCAUGAUCUCUCCAGAGGUGCUGUGCCGCGAAGGCAUCAAGGUUUACCGUACGGUCCAGCGGAGUGGCCAGUUUGUGGUCUGCUAUCCCGGUGCCUUUGUCUCUAAAGUGUGCUGUGGCUACAGCGUGUCAGAGACGGUGCACUUUGCCACACCGCACUGGAUGAACCUGGGUUACCAGGCCUCAAAGGACCUGAAGUGUCGUCGUAUAGCCAAACCCUUCUCCAUGGAGAAGCUACUGUACCAGAUUGCCACAGCCGAAUCCAAGAGGGACAACGGCCUUCUUCUCACCACCAUCUCCGCCCUACUCAAAGACCUCAGGAACAUAGAGAUGCGCCAACGGCAGGAACUUUACAAGGCAGGUUUGCUCUCCUCUGCCCGCUACGGCACCCAUGACGGCGGCCUGGGGCCCGGUGAAGGUCGCAAGAAGCCCCGCGGGAAAUGGCUGGCACUGGAGUCCUCAGAGAGACGCUGUCAGAUCUGUCAGCAUCUCUGCUACCUGUCCAUGGUGGUUCAGGAGACUGACAACGUGGUCUUCUGCCUGGAGUGUGCCCUGCGCUAUGUGGAGAAGCACAAGUCGUGCAGAGGCCUUAAGAUGAUGUACCGAUAUGACGAGGAGCAAAUCAACAGUUUGGUGAACCAGGUGUGUGGCCGGGCUAUAUUAAAGAACGGAGGCGGAGGAGGAGGAGGCGGAGGCGGAGGCGGCGGUGGUGGAGGUGGAGGACUUGUCGUCAGUGGAGGAGGGGGGGACCCCUGCCACGGCUUAAGCCCCGCCAAAGCAUCGCCGGCUAAGCGAGGCCCCAGAAAGCGCGCCACCGUGGAGGUGUCCCUGGCGCGCCUGUCCUCCAGCCACAUACCCAAGGCCGCUGCUGUGUCCUGAGGGGGACGCCUUGACAUCACCGCCCGGUGCGCUGUGCCCACAUCCUGCCCCCCACCUCCCUGAACUCCCCUGUUUUUUUGUUUUACAUUAAACAGGGUCACUAUCAAUCCCUCCUCCACCACCCCAUAUUUAAGAGCGAUUGUUUUUGGAGCUUUGAAAAUCCCUCUCACCUGACCUCAGUCCCCCCUCCAAAAAAUAUUCACCUCCCCCCUUAGUAUGACAGGCUUGUUUCUUUAUAAAAAAAAAAAAGAUGGAAAAAAAAGAAACGGAAAAAAGAAAAACAAGAUGUCUUUUUUGCACUAGUGUGAAAGAAGAAUUUGUUUUUAUUCUGGAUGGUUUUAGAAUCCCCCCACCCCCCCUCCCUCCUGAAGUCGUCCUUUACAACAUUACAAGCAUUAAGUGUAACGUUCACAAGAAGACUUGAUGGGCCCUGUUAUACCCUUUACCUCCACACCUCCAUCCGCCCUUAACUGAAAUGGGUUACAUUUGUUACCUUCUUCUUGCAUCACUCUUUCCUGCCCCCCAUCUCGCCCCCUGAGACUGAACCCCCCACAUCCCUUCUCAUCAUGCGUCACUCAGCUGUGAACAUGGGACAAAUGAAAAGGCGGCCUUUUUUUUUUUUCUCUCCCCGGUGUUCUGAAAUGAAAAUGACAUCAAGUAGUUACCCAAAGUUUCUCUCUGUCCUUGGUUUGAGGAAGAGGAGUCCUUUUUUUUUUAUUGAUUUUAUUCUCUUGAUGGUCUUUUUUUUUUUUUUUUUUUAAUGAAGGGGGGGUGGGGACGCGAGGUAAAAACUUGAAAGACGAUGUUGGUUUCUUGUUGGUUGGCUAUGUUUUUUUCAAGUUCUAUUUUGAAUUUUAGCUUUGUUUUUUGCUAGGUUUUUUUUUUUUUGGCGAGAAGUCUUCUGUGUAUUUUAUUUUUUUUUGUCAUUGUGGAUGUUUCUGUUCGUUGGUGGAUGUGAGAGGGGGGGCAGAGCUACAGCUGCUUGACCUGUGAAAGGUCAUCGCUCACCUCACUUCCUGGUAGUAUGGAGGGAUCCCUCCUUCGCUAGCAAGUGAAAACUGUGCCUGAAACUUAGCGAGGAGAUCCAUUUUAUUGGUGCUGUUGGUUAUAAUUACUGUAUAACAACACAAAAAUUUUAAAUCUGGGGGGUCAGCGCCUGCUAUCGGCUAACUAUCGGCUAGUUCACGCGCCCCCCACCCCACAGGGCAGAAAGGCUUUCAGGCUUUUCUGGUUCUAGAUGUGCAAUCGUGUUAACAUUCCAUUCUUCCAGUCCUCUUGUUUCAUCUGUACCAGUAAACAUUAAUUAUUAUAUUAUAUUAUUAUUAUUAUUAUUUUGUGUUUUUUACUUCUGUUGAUCUGAUGUGUUAUCUCAAGUAGAGCCACUAGUCAAAGAGUGUAAAAUGUGAAUUAUCAAAUCCAAGGUUGUUUUUUUUUAUUGUCUUUUUGUUUUGUUUUUUGGCUUUUUGCAUUUUUUCCCUUUUUCCAGAUAUAUUAUGAGUGCUUUUUUUUUUUCUAGAGAGGAAAAAGUCCAACACAAACAAAACAUCAACUUUUUUUUGUACAUAAUCCUGUAAAUUUCUUUAAAUACUUGAGCCUUUUUCUGGGGUUAAGGAAGAAAGAAAGGAAGGAAGGAAUAGAGGAGAGAGAGAAAAAGUUCCAGAGGAGAUGCUUGAUGAAGAAAAAGCCUUACAUUUACCUUUCUUCAUCCAUGUGAGUUUGAUGCUUACAGGGUUGCUCUGGUAAACAUGUAUAAAAAUUUUAAGUGCUGCUUAUAUCAGAAAGAAGAUAUCGAGUAGCCAACGACUGCCCCCCAACCUAGUUUUGUUUGUUUAGCUUUACUUUUUUAAAGAAAAGGGAAAAAAAAGAUAUGUUCACAAAAAAAAAAAAUGGGUUUUUACAUUUUCAUUACUGAAAAUUCAACAAAAAUGUAGUAGCUACUCAUGUUGCACUGAGCUUGCCAGUGGUGACUGUCAAGGAAAAAUCCUAUAAUCCAGUUUGUUGGUUGUCGUCCCUCGCAGAAGACUGAACUGUUGUAGGACUAUUUAAUAAAAUACCAAGUCGGGUGUUUUCAACAUAAUAAAAAGUGGUUGUCAAGUUUUUAUGGCCUUACGAUAUAUUUUAUUCUGAUGGGAUUUUUUUGUUUGUUUUUCAGUUCUCUUUUUUGUUUGUUCGUUUCUUCCAUUUUCUACAGUAUAAACUACUUGCUCACGGUGGGGUCUCUGGUAACUUAAUUUAUUAGUGCCGCAUCUCGGCCUUUCCCUCCACUCGGAAAGAGAGUCUCAUGUUGGUUAUAUUGACAGUUUUUUACUUUUGCAGUUUGUACUUAAGGUUUAAUAAAAACUUACCGACAAUUCACUGUCA
Molecule: messenger RNA, 7340 nt
Organism: Larimichthys crocea (large yellow croaker)
Lineage: Eukaryota; Metazoa; Chordata; Actinopteri; Sciaenidae
Gene: jarid2b
Product: jumonji and AT-rich interaction domain containing 2b
Exons: 18
Coding region: 612-4979 (1455 amino acids)
Biological process (GO): chromatin remodeling; regulation of gene expression
Cellular component (GO): nucleus; chromatin
Molecular function (GO): DNA binding
Source: RefSeq, a predicted model, not a curated record